UUAUAAAAAAAAUCAAAUUAAAAGCCACUUUGAAUUUAUAUUUCGCAUUUUAAAUAUUAAGUGCUUUAGGGCUAUAUAACUAGAGGCAGAUAUACAAGAAAAAAACACUAUUGUAUUAAUUCAGUAUGAUUUACCAAACAUUAAUAACUUAAACGGAAAUCAGCAAAACAACAAAAUUCAAAUCUUAUUCUUUGACUGAGUAAUAAAAAAAUAAAAAUACUGUCGAAGUUCAAUAGUUGCGUCUGGUCUUUUGCCUUUGGCAACUCAUCAAUAUUUUUUUUUUUUUAAGAAACUGAAAUGGAGUUCGGUGGUUUUCAGAAGCCUUGCAUUUUAUUCGAGGCAACGAAUGCUCUUUAAAUUUUUAGUUACUGGUUACUGUGCCUCUUCUGUGCUAAUGUCAGUGAUGUGAAAACUGGCCAACCCCAUCGAUAGUGACAAAAAACUAUCGAUGUGACAGAAAGGUAAAAAUUCGCAUUCAAUAGAGAUUGUUCAGUGUAUGUUUUAGAUUAUUUUGUGGAACAAGGUGUACGAGUGAUGAUAUAGCAGAGCUUAAAUAUGGACGUAUUAAAAUGCAUCGAUAAUAAGGAAAUAUUUAUUAAUAUUCUACAUUUGGCUAUAGAUUACAUGAUUGGGAAUAUAAAUGACAAACAAACUCUUCGCUCUUCCCACAAGUACGGAUUUAAAAAUGCGGAAGAUUUUCUGAUGGUUACAAAAGCGAUGUCAAAAUAUUACAAGGACUUCACUUUAAAAACUAACAAACGUGAAAACGUAAUACCCCCUCCUUCCUCCAUUACUCCUGAAAUGAGUCGGCUUGUGCCUAUUGUUUUUGCAGCACGUCAGCUUGAAGUAACUAGGCAUUUUGAGCAUUGGGAGUACUCCAAAACACAAAAUAUUUUAGAAUAUUUCGGAUGGGAUACACGGCUCAUAUUAGGAGAUAGCCGCUUUGGAGGAAACUUUUAUCAACAAGCAACUGUAAAUUUGUCAUUUCGUCAUUUAAGCAUAGAAAAUGCAUUGGUAUUUCAAAUUAACACCGAAAAACUGGACGAAAUAAUAAAUGUAUUGGAAAAGUCAUUGGCCCAAAGUCAAAUUGGCCGGGAUAAAUAGAAAUAUAUAUUGUCAUCUAAUUGGCUGCUACCAACGAUUAUAGCGCAACUUUUAUUAUUACAUUGCAGGAAGUACUGUAGUUGAAGUCCAAGUCGGAAUCACGUUUUUUUAUUUUUAAAUAAAGACUUGCUCCGAUUUUGCCCAUUGCGAUCAAAUUUUUUCUGGCAUUUAAAACCAAAACUUUGAAACACACCCUUGUCAUACAAAAGUGCUCGAAUCCGUUUUACAGCAGAGCAUUUAAUCACACCAAUAAAAGAAAACGUACACACAUUUAA
Drosophila ficusphila is the source of this 1379-nucleotide messenger RNA. RefSeq lists its product as uncharacterized. Lineage: Eukaryota; Metazoa; Arthropoda; Insecta; Diptera; Drosophilidae. The record is from RefSeq and is a predicted model, not a curated record. Bases 556 to 1104 code for a protein of 182 amino acids. The transcript is spliced from 2 exons.